UAUAGUUCAACCAAUACCCUUGAUCGGUACAAGCGCAACUAUCAGCAGUUGCUUCAACUGGCUCCGGGACUCCAAUCACUUAUUACUGAUCGCACGAAGUCCAAGGAACUCACUCAGAUUGCACGAAAGAUGACUGCUGUUAUUAGUGGAACACGUUCGGACGAUGCAACUCGCUUGAAGGUCCAAAUCGGCCACUAUGCGGCGCCUGAACCAUUAAAAGAAGGUUUGAAGCCUACAAUUUAUAAUGGUGGCUCACUGUCCAGGGCGCAUAUGGGCAUCAAUCACCCUGUGCUUGCUUCUUUUCUUUGUCCGAUAUCAGCACUCGCUGAUUUCAACCGAGAUCCCGCAUUGGCCCGAAAAUGGAUGGAGAUCGGACAUAUUCGUAUGACCUCAAUCGACUUUCCGGUGUUUCUGUGGGCCGGAAAUCCUCCUGGCAGCAGGUACGACGAGGAUGCCAUGCACGAGGGCCUGUUCCAGGGCUAUCUCAUCGAGCGUAUAAUGCGUCAUAUUUUUACAGGUCCGUCCACUGCAUUAGGUGACGACUCGCGCGCUACGUGUUCGUGCAAUGCGUCCCUGCAUGAUAUGACUACUGUCGAGGCAGAGCAUAUAGCAUAUGCUUGCGUUCAGGCACGCUUCGCCAUCAGCAACAAGAACAAAUGGUCCGAAGCGGACGGCGAAUUCAACAACCGAGCCUUUUACUACAACAUCAUCGACUUCAUUCGUGAGUGCGAGGACAGAGAUUGGGCAGAGGGACUUCUCAAAUGGUGGAACAGGGCAUUGUUUAAGAAUGAAAACGGCGCGAAGGUGGAACGACUAUAACUGACGACAACGGACCAGGCAACGCGGCUGGCUCUUCCUCGGCUCCAAUCAAUGGCCUAGCCAAGAUGCGAGCGCAGAUGGCCGCUCGUGCCAGCACUGCCAAACAACCUGCAGCACCUG
This is a messenger RNA of Suillus discolor, 939 nucleotides long. RefSeq lists its product as uncharacterized. The transcript is spliced from 6 exons. The coding region runs from base 130 to 819 and encodes 229 amino acids. NCBI's taxonomy places the organism in Eukaryota, Fungi, Basidiomycota, Agaricomycetes, Boletales, Suillaceae. The record is from RefSeq and is a predicted model, not a curated record.